AUGUCCAUGCCGGGCGACGCGACCUCCCUGUACAGCCUGCUCCACAAGGCAAAGCCACUCUGGAGCGGGCAGGACCUGGAUCUGCGGAGGGUCCACGAGAAGCUCGGCAAGAUAGACGUCCGGGACGCGGAGUCGCUGGGCCUCGCCGUUAGCGAGGGCAGGCUGAACGCGGCCUUGGCAUCGGCCGGCGAACGCCGGCUGAAGAGCUCCACGGUCGCACAGCUGAGGGUGGCAGUUCGCGACAUCCACAAGGCCAAGCAGGCGGAGCAGGAGAGCGCCUCCACCCAAGACGCUCUCGCCGGUGCUACUGCGGCGUCUGCCGCCUGUGCGCGCCGGCGUCGCGGGAGGCGUGGGCGCUCGGUCGCCCAGUGGCGCAGGAGCAGGGCCUGCCCGCGGGCUCCGCAUCCACGUGGCCGUCCGUGCGCGGGUCCACGGGCCAGGGCGUCGCCUCGAGGUCGCCGCCGCGCGACGGCGAGCGAAGGGCGAAGGGGCGGCGGCCGCCCGCCUUCCGCGGCGCGCCGCUGCCCGCGCUCCGACGCGGCGGGGUGUCCGUGUCGGCCAGCCUCGGCGCAGCGGGCCAGCGCUGGACCGCGGCGGAGACGGUGUCGACGCUGA
Molecule: messenger RNA, 615 nt
Organism: Prorocentrum cordatum
Lineage: Eukaryota; Dinophyceae; Prorocentrales; Prorocentraceae
Source: the annotation of a GenBank genome assembly